Leptopilina heterotoma is the source of this 15565-nucleotide messenger RNA. It is a transcript of the gene hiw, whose product is annotated as E3 ubiquitin-protein ligase MYCBP2. The record is from RefSeq and is a predicted model, not a curated record. Gene Ontology annotation, cellular component: nucleus. The coding region runs from base 287 to 14395 and encodes 4702 amino acids. Lineage: Eukaryota; Metazoa; Arthropoda; Insecta; Hymenoptera; Figitidae. The transcript is spliced from 45 exons.
UCAGAGUGAUAAAAGUACAGAAAAUUUUUUUACAGUGUGUUUAUCUGGUGAAGAUUUUCUUAUUUCUUUCAUAAAACUAUAUAAGAUCAUCGUCAAUUUUAAUUGCUGAGUAUAUAUUUGCAAUUCGCAAAAACUGUUGUCUAGUAAUCUGAAUAUGAUUAAUUUUGUGAGAUUGUUAAAUUGAUAUUAUUACAAUCACAUGGGGUUGUCGGUCAGUUUUAACGAUCAAUAACAAUAGAAAAAUGAAUUAGCGAAGUGAGCAGAAAAUAAUUCAUUUAUUGAAAUCAUGGUCAUUGAAGACCAGGGAAAUUUGCUUUCCGGAGCAGAGAAUUAUGUACAAAACUUUUAUAGUUUGUUCAAAGUUGAGGCACAGAGGUUAAAAAAUGAAUGGAAGAAAUACAAGAAAAGCAAAUCGAGCAGUAAAAAAGAGAAGAAAAAAGUGGAUGUAAGUGGUGAAAGUUGUUACAGUAGUCCACCAGGGAUAGAAGUUCUAAGCAAUGCUUCAUCGUUUGCUGUUUUUGUUGCGGUGAGAAAUUCCAUUUUGGAAAAACGUAAUCACAUUGCCAGUGAAUUAAAUCCUACAUCAAAUUGUACAUCUCCACCUCCUCCAGAAUUCAGUGAUACGAUUGACAGCGACAGUGAUGACGAAGAUAAAAUAUCGUCAACCCAAAGUUUACCAAAGAUUGUUGGUAUUGGUCUAAGAAGUGUUUUUACUUUAGUGAAAGAAAGUCGAACGAUUGAACCAAUAUUUUGUAAUAAAGCGCUGCGCGCUUUAUUAGAUAUUCUGCAAGGACAACUUCCAGAAGGAUUAAAAGGCGAGCCAGAUGAUAUUGUGGAUUCAUUGUUUGAUCUGCUGCUUGAUCUUGCAACAUCACACGGGCCCGAAUCUGAUGCAGCUAACGAUGGCAGUCAUUUAACAGCAGUGGCUUGUGCAUGUCUACUUAGUUUAGUCGUUGUUCGAGGUGAUACUGGACAUGUAUUAUCGGCAAUAGCAGCUUUACUGAUGUCGCCCAGAGCAUUAGCGGCACAAAAUAUUCAGAUGCCAUAUGUACUAAUUUCGCUACAAAGAAGUGUCCACUCUGUGUUUUUUGGUAAACUUGCAAGACGCGAUUGGAUAACUUAUGGAGUACCUAAAAAUUCCAAGGUUAACACUUCUGCCCUCAAAUUACCAAAUGAUAUGAACAAUGUAAUAUUGAAUGGAAAAAGUUUUGUCAGUGAUGGAAAGUACUUGUAUCUUCAUACAAAUCAAGGUCUGAUUAAGAUUGGCAGUGGAUAUGGAGGAACAAUCUGGGGUCACAUUUAUGCUCAUAAAUCUGAUUUUUAUCCUUCAGAAAUUGGCUGGCUAGGUUAUGCAAAUAAUUCCUUGUAUUUUAAAUGCGCACCUAAAAAUCAGUAUGAGUUGCUGAUACUGGAUACUGAGUUACUUUCAAUUAAAGGUAAAGCCGUUUUGGAGGGUAAAGACUGGUCUUCCUCGGUUAUGUUUUCCGAUGGUGAGAAUCUGGGAAUGUUGACAGCUGGAAAGGAUGAGGGUUUUGUUAUUCGAACGAUAAACACAUUGAGGAAUACUGUUAACGUAACGUCUGAGCUUCCAUUGAAAUUUGCAAAACAAGGUAUAGAUGUGUUUGGUUACGCUUUCUUUGAUGAGGAUCAAACAGCUCAUGUUCUUAAUCCUGGAUACGAUGAUGAAAUUGCCUCAGUGGCAGCAGGCAAAGAAUUUGCUCUGCUAAGAACGAUUUCUGGAAAGUUGCUCUAUACAGGAAAGGGAAAUUGCCUUGGAAUGAAAUUGAAUACAAGACCAAAUAGAUGGCUUGAAAUGGCAUUAGGAAAAGAUGCGAAAGUUGUUGAUUUCUCCGUGGGUCACGAAGGCUAUCAUGCUAUUUUUGUUCUCGAUGAUGGUUCUGUUCUUUUCGCCGGAACUUCCCGACGGGGAGAGGAUGGAGAGAGUAUUAAAGUGCGACGGCCGGCAAAGGCAAUGAAGCCAAAGAAAAUAACAAAAGUCGAAAGCCAGGUGAUUGUUAAUUCGGCAUGUAACAAUGGAACAACAGCUCUUGUGACAAAGGAAGGUUCUUUAUUAAUGUUUGGCAAAGAUUGUUUGCAUUGCGAUGGAUCGACGGGUUUCGUUUCGAAUCUCAAAGACGUAUUUGUGGUGCAAGUUUCCUUAGGAAAAGCUCAUGCAGCCGUAUUAACAAAUAAAGGGCAUUUGUAUACAUUUGGUAUUAAUAACAAGGGACAGUGUGGUCGUGAUUUUACUGUUGGGCAGACAUUUGUGAAGGAAGUGACGUUCAUGGAUACGGAAAAUGGUGCUGGGCCUGGUGAAGAUGAAUUGGGUGCUGUAGAAGAUGAACCUGCAGAGGAUUGGGAAGAAGCAAGAGGUAUGUGUUCUCCAGGAAAGCACCAAUGGAGGCAAAGAGAUUGCAUGGUGUGUACAGUUUGUCGAGAAUGCACGGGCUACAGUAUAUCCUGUCUCAGCAGCAUCCGACCUGACAGAAAUCCUGGACAAGAAUGUGGUUGCGGAGAAGGUGAUUCCGGUUGUGCAGUGUGUGGCUGCUGUCGUAUUUGUGCUCGGGAAAAUUGUGAUAAUGGUGGUGAAAUGGCAGUUCUUGGACCAUCGGGAUUAAUUUUUGAAGGAAAAGCUGGUUCCAGUAUACGUGAAUACCUCCGCAAACGAUUGGAGGAAAGAAAGCAACGGCACAGAACAAAAUCUGGCUCAAGUUCUAGCAAACAUGUUGGAAAAUUGAAAGGCUCAAAUAAUCAGAGAUCAGCUGGAAGUAGAGUGAAUAUUCAAACAAUAACGGUCACUAGACUGCCCUCAGGGGUAUUUAAUAUUGUACCAGAUGAGGGUGAGAAAGGAAAUGACAUGGAGAAAGGUGAGAAAUUUCAAAAAAUCACUGUAACUCGACUGCAAUCGGGAGUUUCCUAUCUUUUACCGGAUGAAGUAGAAAAAGGCAGUGACGCUGAGAAAGGCGAUAAAGGUAGUGACGCCGAAAAAGGCGAUACCAUAAGAAUAUCAAAUAUACCACCCGCAAGAGUUCCUGUUCCCGAUGAUGUUCCGGUUAUUCAAGUAUCAUGCGGAUUACAUCAUACUGUGAUUCUUUUGAAAAACGGUCAUGUUUAUACAUUUGGAAGUAAUAUUCAUGGACAACUUGGAGCUGGUAAUCUGUUUGCUCACGCAGGACUUGUUCAUGUGAAAUUACCGAUUGCUGCUUCUCAUGUUGCGGCUGGCAGCAAUCACACUGUCAUUCUCACUGUAAAUGGAGAAGUCUACACUUUUGGCUCUUAUCAGAAAGGGCAACUAGGCAUGAAAGGAGAAAUUGAAGAUGAAAAUAUCUCGCAAACAAGUGUUAGAUCCGAAAAAUCUCAACCUUGGUAUAGUUUUCCAAAUCAAGUUCCGAAUAUUGGCUGUGAAUGGGGUAGACGAGCUACCUGGGUGGGAGCUUCCGGUGAUCAAACUUACAUCAAAAUUGAUGAAACUAGUUUCAUUAGUUUAACAAAGAGCAACGUGGUGGCAAAUAAAAGUUGUAUGAUUUUGAUUCCUCAUCAGAGCGAUCAUUCGAAUCCAUUGAAAUGUCUGGUUAUCGAUAAACGUGAUGGCAGCUGUAAUAGUUUUAGCGGAAAUGAUCAGGUUGAUUUUAGUCGUUGCGCAGCUAAUUUGGAUCCUUUGUACAAUGUAAUUUGGACCUUUGAUUCGGAAACUAAUGAAAUCUCUUCGUACAAUAUAAUUUCCGCUGACUCAAAAGUGAUUCCUAGUUUGGAAAUGUCCAUUCUUAAUCCAGGACUUGCAUUACCGGUGGUGCCAAAUUGUUUUGUUACACGUUCUCAGGCAGCAAUUCAUUUAUUGUCUUGUUUAGAUACACUUACUCAAAUACAGGAUGAUAAAUUGACAAUUAUGGAAGAAAGCGACAGUAAUCAGUCGACACAUAAUAAAAUUUACAAUCGAGAAGACUUUGUGACAGUGAGCCGAUUUGAAAAUCAUGGUGGUGGAUGGGGAUAUUCCGGACAUUCAAUUGAGGCUAUCAGAUUUAUGGUAGACACUGACAUCCUUUUAGGUGGUUAUGGAUUAUUUGGUGGACGUGGGGAAUAUGCCGCAAGAAUCAAGUUAUUUGAUAUCGGAUUGGAUGGUGGCGAUCAAGAAGUUGAUGGUGAACUCCUGGCAGAAACAGAAGAAAUGCCAUAUGAAUGUGGACCAAGACAGAAGAGUGCAAUUUUAUUUGAUGAACCAGUAAAUUUACAAGCAAAUAGAUGGUAUGUUGCUUGGGCAAGAGUAAGUGGACCUUCAAGUGAUUGCGGUUCGGGAGGACAAGUUGUUGUUACAUCCGAAGAUCAGAUAGUCUUUAAUUUUAAAUCAUCGAAGAGAUCAAAUAAUGGAACGGAUGUAAACGCUGGUCAAAUUCCACAAUUGCUCUAUCGAAUUAUUACGCCUGAGAAUCAAAGUCUAAACACACAAAAAGAUCAAAUUGAACCUGUUUACAUACUCAGUAAAGAAUUUAGUAAAGCAGUAAGUAAGGAGUGUUUCAAAUCGUUAAUAUCUCUUUUGCAAUGGAGUUGGAAUACAUUGAAAGCGAAUUUAGCGAAUUCAACUAUGAAUUUAACAUCAUUCACUAUUUCGGAGUUGGAAAGACUUGUUUAUAUCAGUAAAGCAAGUUUGAGAUUACUUAGAACGUAUACAAAUGAGAUAUAUCCAAAUAUAGUUGUUAAGAAAGCCCCAGCCGAAUCUGUGAAAUUAGCAGAAUGUACAGUAGAACUGCGCACAUUGAUUCAACAAAUUCUUUCAGACUCAAUAAGCAUUAACAAGAAAGGCAAAAGCAAAACACGGUUCAGUAAAAGUUCGAAUCAGCUUUUCAUAAAAAUGGCAAAUACAGUGUUGGAAGAAUGUCAUAAAACUUUCGUAGCUUGUUACCAUGCAUUUUAUCCUACUGCCUAUUUAAAGUGGACUUCCUUAUGUGAACUUCUAUCAAAAAUUGAUAAGGAACAAGGGAUAACGUCAAAAGAUCGUCUUCUUUCGGCUGUUCUUGCGUCACUUUGCAAUUCAACUGUUCGUUUAAGAACUACAUUUCCAAUUUUGAACAAUGUCAUGGACAGUAGUGAUAAUGUUAAACGUCAAUUGAGUCCGUCCGAUAAUACGAGCUUAUUAAUGAUGAAUUCUACAGAAUCCCAUCAUUAUCCAAUUCUCGUUGAGCAAAUUAAUCAUAAAUCACAAAUUGAGAGUACAGAAAAUGAAAUGUUAAAUUGGUCUUUUCGUGAUGUUCUUGAUCGACUUUUGGAUUUAACAUUAAUACCAGUGAAAAGACGUCUUUGCGAUGAAAGUUGUCAAUCACUUCCUGACCUUGUGCUACAUUGCUGUCAUUUAUUGGCGAAAGUCAUUGCUGAAUUGGCCGCACAAUCUAAUGGAACAGAGGAUGAAUUUCAAAUUGCUUGCGGGAGAAUUUUAUACACAACACCCUCAAGAUUUGCUAGAGUGAAUCAAACGAGAUCAUGGAACACUGGCAAUGGUGCUGCAGACGCUAUUUGCUUUUCAGUAGACAGACCCGGAAUCACAAUAGCUGGUGUUGGUGUAUAUGGUGGAGUUGGAGGAUAUGAUUAUGAAUUGGAACUGUUGGAUGGCCAAAACAAUACUGGAAACGAUCCCUAUAAUACACAACGGUGGAUGAGCUUGGAUUUCAUAAGGGGCUCUUUUAGCGCUGAAGAGUGCAGUGAUGAGGUUAUGGACUUGAAAUUUAAUAAGUCGAUACCAAUAAAGGAGAAUGUUAAAUAUGCAAUUCGUUUAAGAAAUCGAGGUGGUCGAACCAGCAACGGGGAUGGUGGACUGAGUGUUGUCAAAGGUCCAGAUGGAACAAGUUUUACUUACACCACUUGCUCCUUAUGUUUUAAUGGUACAACACAAACUAGAGGACAGAUACCUCAUAUUCUGUAUUACUCCAAUCCGGAAGAUACAGGUGUUCAACAAACAAGUAAAGCAAUGGUUGAAGUGCAAGCGAGAAAAUACAUUCUAGCAAUGACGACAACAAUAAUUCAACGAGCGAAUGAAAUUCUCGCCCUUGCGCGUGAAAAAGUUGCAGAAAUGAGGUCUAUUGAGAUUCUUGGAAAUGCCACUUUUAUAACAACACUUUUACCAUUGGUUAUAGCUCACAUUGGUCCUUUAGCUUCUUCCGACCCGAGAAGUGGAGUUCAAAUUUUGACAUUGAUUCAAGAAAUGCUUCCACACGUCGCUGCUCUUAACCUUUUGUCAGGACCAUCUUCUGUCUCCCAAGACAAUGAGAUGCAAAUGCAUUUUACGUCGCCUAUAACAACAAGUACGCAUUACACUUGGCUAGAGAGUGAACAUCCUUACAAGCCAGCAACUGUUACACAAUAUAAAGUUACAUUUCCCGAAACAGUGAAAUGGUUAACAGUUGAAUUCACUUCUGAAUGUGGCACAGCCCAACCGGAAGAUUACUUGCAAAUAUUUAUACCAGAUAUAUCUAAUUCAAGGUCUUCCAAAUGUUCGAAUACGGACGAAAGUCAAGAAUUGUUUCCUGUUCUUAGGAAGUUAAGCAAUGUGCCUUGCCAAUGGCCUCAAAAUGCAUUUGUUUUGCCUGGAAAUAAAGUUAUAUUCUCACUGGAAACUGCUUCGGAUUACAUGAAAGAUAUCAAAUCAAAUAUGUACGGUUUCAAGUGUCUCAUUAUUGGCUACGACUGGAUUACUUCCGGCAAUGGGCUAAAAAACCUCGAGAUGGAAUUAGCUUUUCUCGGUGGUGCUUGCACUGCCGGGCUUAUGCAGAAGAAUCUCACGUUACCAACAAUGUCAUCUGACGAAAUUGAAGAGGAUUUAGAGUCGGUACAGGAAACAGCAAAGAGGAUUUUCUCCGUUCACUCAGCUCUUCUUGGACGAGGAUUCGCCCUCGAAACUCCACCGUCGGUGUCGCAGGCUCUGGAUGGCGUUCUACCAUUCAGUUGCCAGUCCAAUGAGCGCUUGUUCCUGAGGGAUUUUGUGUCCAGUACUGUGGGCACAAGUGGUGGUCGCUUGGCCAGAUGGUUGCAACCAAACAGCUUCGUGGAUCCCUCUCAAUGCGAGGUACUUUAUUCCCGGGAAGAAAUGAGAUGCGGAUGGCCUGCUGUCAUCACAAUUCUCGCCAGGGACCAAUUUGGCGAAAUAGUCCACGUACCUGGUCUCAAGGUUGAAUUGAAGGCAGUGCCAAUAGACAAGAAGGAUAUAUCUGAUUCGGAUCAAGGCAUAAAAAUUCGCAGAGUUUCGAAAACAGAUCCAAUGACAUUUGGUGGCCAUCCGCAACCCUCACUGGACGUGCCCUACGAAGUGACGGUCAGCAAUAAAAUGUGCUUUUACGCGAUCACGAUAAUGAAAGCCUAUCAAAAUUAUUCGUUCGAAGAAUUGAGAUAUACUUCACCGGCUCUAAAAAGAUCGAGCGAAAGUAUGCUCGUUAUUCCAAAUGGUGAUGGAAGUUAUGGUGCCACUUGGACCCCAUCUUCCGCAGGCUGGUACUCCAUCAUGAUCACAAUUGAUGGCUACAACAUGGAAGAUAAUUAUAAAGUCGAGGUAAAAGAACCUCCACUGGGUGUGCAGCCACCAACACAAAAUCUUAUGACGAAACUUCCUAAACAAAUGACCAAACUGAGAAAAUUUGUUUCUACUAGCAGUGCCGGUCUGAGAAUUAGAACUCAACCUUCAUUGCAGAGUGAACAAAUUGGUAUUGUUCCUAUCGACCACACCAUAGUUUUCAUAGACGAGUAUUAUAAUGACGAUGGUGUCUGGCUAAGACUGAAUGCAGAAUCAAUAAUGAAAUAUUGCAGUAAAAGUCAUUUCGAAGCUUGGUGCUUGCAGUACAAUCAGCAUUUAGGAAAGACUCUACUAUUUCCCGUUGAUGAAGUGAAGAGCAAUGUGAAAUCGGUUGUGAAGGAUGACAUGUUUAGGAAACGCUCGGAAAUUGAAGAAACAUCUCGUCGUUUUAGUAAAAGAAAAACAGCGACAUUCAAUGGUGGAACGAGUAUGGUAGUGAUUACUUGCGGUGCCUCGGGACAUAAUAUCAGGAGCCGACCAAAUCUAAAAGCUAGACCUAUCGGGAUUUUAGCUCUUGGAAAUACCGUCACUGUUCAGGAAGAUUUUGUAAACAAUGAGGGAGUGUGGGUAAGAAUUGACGAUGAUUCGAUGAAUAAGUUUUGUUUCGACACGGAAGGCGAGGCCUGGUCGCUUGCUGUCAAUAAAAAGGGAAUAAUCUACAUGAAAUCUGAACAAGACUUGGAAGUUGAUCCUAUCGAAAAGAAAUCAGCAAUUGAAGAAAUAUCGUCGUCACCUACUAACAAAGGUUAUGACAAAGGUUUCGACUUUUCCAAUCCUUCCGGCAGUCACGAUGGUUUCAAUUUUAGCGCACAAAACUUUUCACCGAGUACUGUUGGUUCCGGCGACGCAGGAAAUUCCAAUCCUUUCGUUUUUGGCACUCAUAGUCAACACGAUUCACUGGAGCAUGAAAAAUGCGUCCUAGAGAAAUGCGAAACACCGCCGAGAUUUAUUAAAAGUCACUUGCCACCGAGAGAACAGAACGUCAAGGAAAAGGAGAGUAGUGGUGGAAAAUUUAAUGCGUUGCAAAAAUGGUUGCGAGGGGACGAUAAACUUUAUGGCGAGAAGAAAGGUUCACCCGGAAGAGAUUUUUCCGAAUUUAUCGGAGUUUCUGUAAAAGAAUUGGUGAAGGCUAUUGGCGAGAGUCGCACAAAUGGAAACGGAGCAACACCUCCAGACACUCCAAAAAAAUUAUCCAGAAGUUCUUCCCCAAAAAAUCCACAGACCAUUUCCCCAAGAUUUAAUAAUAGGUCUUCCAGUCCCGUUCCCAUUGUUGCUGGGUGCAGUCAUCCUUCAAUGAGUUCUUCUAAUUGUCUUUUUCCAUCUGCUGCAAAUGCUUUAGGAGGAAAAAAUUUCGUUAGCGGCGGAGGAAGUGCAAGCAGUAGUGUUUCUCUUUACGGUUCAUCUCACAGUGGUGGAUUUUCACCUUUGGUCCUGGGAGGUGUGACUGACAUUGCAAAAGGCCAAACCUGUGAGGCAACUCCGACCGAUACAAACACUCCAAACAGCAGUUUGACUCAAGAUCAAUUCAAUUCAUUAAGCAGAGUGAGUUCAAAUACAAAUACGAGGGAUCCAUCUCCAAGUAGGAGUUGCAGUUCCCAACAAAUUAAAUUAGAGGAGAACACAGCUAGUCCACCAAAUACUCCGAAACAAGAAUUUCUUGAUCCUCAAGAGAGUCCAAGCAAAGUGACGGAGGCCCAAACGCAAACGAGUCCUGAGAAUGCAACAACAUCAGUGAUGGGUCACUUUAAUAUUGGAACAACAACGAAAGACGAGCGAAAUUCGCCAAAAUUCAGUCGACGUGAUUUGACGAAAGUUGUCAAAACAAGAACAAAACGUGCAAUGUCCCCGGCUAAUCUAACAAAUCGGAAAGAAACCUCGAGUCCAAAUAGUAAUCUGAAUUUGAAUAAAGACAAGAUUAAGGAAGCAAUGAGUCCAUCGGCCGCUGAAUGUUUGCGAGCCGUUUUUGCCGCAUUUUUAUGGCACGAGGGCAUCGUUCACGAUGCAAUGGCGUGUGCGAGUUUUUUAAAAUUCCAUCCCACAUUACCCAAGGAGGGCGCUGUUGUUGUGACCCGUCAGGCUGCUGUACAGAAUAACAACAAGAAUCGCGAGGAAUUGACGAGGGAAAUGAAGGCGAGUCAACGUCACUCCGUCGAAGUGUCGAACGCCGGGAAUUAUUUACAUAUCCAACCGAGUACACUCGAGACACUGACGCGUUCAGCCGAUUGUGCUAAUAGAAGCCGAAAGAAAUGCGAAUCGAGCACCAGUAAAGAUGACCCUCCUCAGGAUGAUAAAUUAUCCGCUCUUCCCGAACUUCAUACAGUCGCAAUUCUUCCACCGGCACUCAAGAGUUUAGUAUUCCUCUGGGAGGAGUUGAGUGGUCACUGUCUUCACGCAAUGGAACAACAAACAGUUCUUUCCAGUCCCACAUCGAGUGCACAAUCAAAACUCACGAAACGCGCUGCCGAGAAGCCAUUGCUCGAGGAGAAAUUAAAAGAUCGCGACAAGAAGGGCAAUAAGCGGAAAAAGGAACUGAAGAGCGCCUCGAAACCGAAUUAUCCCUCAACUGCCAUUGAACGCGAGGCGACUUGUGAAUUGUGCGGAGGAUUAUUUCCCCAUCCCGUCACCUAUCAUAUGAAAAUGGCCCACCCUGGUUGUGGAUGGCAAGCGGGGGGUAAGGGUUACAACAGCGGUGGAAUGUACUGUUUCGGCUGGGCUGGAAACUGUGGAGACGGAGGUUUCGGUGCAAGUUCCUGGUACUUAAUCUGCGAAUCAUGUCGCGACAAGUAUCUAAAAGCGAAAAAGUAUCACAGACUGGCUAGAAAGUGCGUUGGCCGAACGUCGAAGAGAAAAGGAGACGUGAACAAGUUCCCCUCGCCGGUCAACAGUCCAAUAAUCAACGAAAAUCACAUUAUCAUCAAGAACAAUGCAAUGUUUCUUUUGGAUCUGGCCAGUGCAUCGGGUCCAACAAUUCCAAAACAACAGAGACGCUCCUCACAGACGCUUUCAUCAGUGGCGGAAAAUUACAGCCCUCCGGAAAGUGUUGGACCCUUUCCGACAAGUGGUCCUUUUCAGUGUCUUCAAGCUCUCGGUGUCAAUCCAUUUUCCAACGACGAUCGUUACUAUGAGGAGAAUCUACGACCGCAGACUAGUCAGAAAAAUUACGAGGGAAUGAAUUCGAACACAAGACCAUUGUCCGAGUGUCCCUUGAGUGACAGUGACAGUGACAGUGGUAAAAAUCGUGGUAUGUUUCACAGAUCGGUGUCAAUGACAACGGGCGCACCUUGGGCGAAGAACAGCAACGAUGGGCGAAUCGUCAUGACUCGAAAGAGAAAUAACAGCAGUAGUGAGAUGAGUAACGAUGGCGGUUCCUCUCUACUAUGUUAUCCAUCGGCAGCUCUUCAAAAACUCGUACCUUCUAUGGAUCAAUCGGCAAUUGUGUCCACUAGUCAAGAAGUCGAGAACACUGAUAAAAUCGAUCUUCUCACUCGACCGGUAAUGUUCUUCGUUCUCCAGCAACACAAUCUCCAGCAUCUUCAAUUGUCCAUCAAACAAUCGCUACGACGUGCCGCUUGUCGAAUGUACGCCAUGCAGGCCCUUAAUUGGCUCAUCCGGAAUGUCACUCAACCGAUUUGUCUACAUGACCUCCUCUGGUGGUUCGUAGCCUCAUUAACGCCCAUCCUCCCCGACGCGGUGAUAAAUCAGGACGACAAUCGUACCGACAAGAAAGAAGAUCCAGACAUGAUCGGCGUUUGCGAACAUCCAUUGAGCGAUCUAGUUGUCGCUGGUGAAUCGUCAAGCCUCCUACCAACCUCGUUCCACAAUCUUCUACAAACAAUCGCCGAUUUGAUGCUGCUCCUACCGCCCGGUUCGCCUCUCCAACAAGCUGCGAUCCGUUGCUGGGGAAUCAAAUUCACCCCCGCUGAUCAUAUGUUCCUGCAUCGAAGCCACGUAUUCAGUAAUAUCAGCAAAAUACUCACACGCUCUGAAGAAGAGGAGGACCUAAACAUCAGUAUGCACGAGUCUCAUCAAUCCAUCCAAUCUUCGAAUUUCGUCGAAGCACUCAAAGACCUAACGUCCGAUGUCGACAUAAAGGCGUCGAGUCGUCAGGCAAUGAUCGGUAGCCUCACAGACAAUUCCACGGAAACUUUUUGGGAAUCCGGCGAUGAGGAUAAGAAUAAAACGAAAACAAUCACUAUUCUCUGUGGAUCCCGCUCUCAUCCACGUAUUAUUUACAUUCACAUUGACAAUUGUCGUGAUUUAACACACAAAGUGGGAAGUCUAACAUUCCUCUCCGGCGUCAAGUCGGACGAAAUGAUGAAUUUAAAGACAAUGGAAAUUGAGGGUCGUUUCACCGGUUGGAUAAAUUGUCAAAUCACAAAUACGAAGCAUGUGAAUAUUAGUUUGGAAUUGAAGGGACCGGAUAAUUCGUUGAGAGUGAGACAAAUACGUGUCCUUGGGGAAAUUGAGGGCGAAACGUUAAAAUUGGGAAAACAGUUGAAUUCAUUGACGAUACAGCAGAGAAAUUGUGAAUCGGAUACGUUGAAAGUAUUUCGUUUGAUAACGUCGCAAGUGUUUGGAAAAUUAAUUCAGGGGGAACAGCAAUUGAUGGAACCGAUUGAAGGCGAUGAUUUGGAGGAUAGUAACGAUCUUCGGGAGCAUAUGGUGGGAAUUCUCUUCAGUAGGAGUAAAUUGACGCAUCUUCAGAAGCAAGUUUGUUCGCAUAUUGUACAAGCAAUUAAAAAGGAGACGAUACGUUUAAGGGAGGAAUGGGAGACACUGUUGUGUUCGCCAACACCGGUUAAUAGUAUUUUGAGUGAUGGUAGUGAUUUGCCAAAAGCCGCCGAUACAUAUUGCUUUGAAAUGUUGUCAAUGGUUUUGGCACUUAGUGGCAGCUCGGUGGGGAGGAAUUAUUUGUCCCAUCAGUACGGGCUUUUGGAAGAUUUAUUGAGUUUACUUCACACGGGAACUGCUCGCGUGCAAAGGCAAGUUAUUUCACUGCUCAGGAGAAUUCUACCGGAAAUUAAGCCCGAAUUGUUUGCAAACGCUGUUGGUAUUGAGAGAUUACCACCUUCGGAUUUUAGUAUCAUUUCGAUGGGUAAUGGUGAAUACGCACAAGGUGAGGAUUUUAAUGAACACGCUCCGGGAAUUUUGGAUGUUUUUCUGAGUUGUAUAGCGAAAGCUCUGAAUGUACAAGUGAAAGUGAAGGGAAAGGAGAAUAAUGGAAAGGCACUUCAAACAGUGUCACUGGCGACGAGUAUUCAUCCGAAAAAUUUUCUCGGUGCUCGUUGGUGGCUUCGGGGUUGUAUGACUAGAAAAUUGGCUGAACUCAUCAUUCAAUUGCUGAAGGAUAUGGCCUCUGGAAAAUUAUCGGAUGCCUGGGCAUUGGUGACAAAGGCAGCAAUCGCGGAAAAUAUUCUCAAUUUGACACGAAUGGACGAGAAGAGUCGUGAACCCACUGAAUGUCUUCACUCUCCAACCUUGUGGCUAGCCCUGUCUUCUCUAUGCGUUUUGGAUUCGGAUCAUGUUGAGAGAUUAACUUCUGGUCAAUGGAGUGCCACCGAUGGACAACCAGCUCUUCCAAGGCAAACCUGUUCGAAUCACGAUGACAAUGAGACAGUAGCAGUGAUUCAGUGCAAUUUUUGUGGCAAUCUAUGCGCCGAAUGUGAUCGCGUUCUUCACUUGCAUAGAAAAACAAAACUUCAUCAGCGACAAGUUUGUAAAGAAGAAGAGGAGGCAAUUCGUGUCGAUCUCCAUGAGGGUUGUGGAAGAACGAAACUCUUUUGGAUUCUAGCGUUAGCCGACAGUAGUACAUUAAAAGCAUUAGUGGAAUUUCGCGAUGGUUCACCACAAAAGCCAGCUGGGCUGUCGACAGGUCUCUGUCGUUUUUGCGGAGCAACGGGAAACACUGGAUUAUUGGCAAUUGGAAAUGUCUGCGCCGAUUAUGAUUGUCAGGAGCAUGCAAAGAAUGCAUGUCACAAAAUUCAUUCUUGUGGCCAUAUUUGCGGUGGUGUACGAAAUGAACGAGCAUGUUUGCCCUGUCUUCAUCGUUGUGUGUCAAAUGGCGAUUUAAAGCAAGACGCCGACGAUAUGUGCAUGAUUUGUUUCGUCGAGGCACUAUCUAGCGCUCCGGCUAUUCAAUUACAAUGUGGACACAUUUUUCAUUUGCAUUGCUGUUGGAAUGUUCUUGUGAAAAAAUGGGUGGGACCGAGAAUCACCUUUGGAUUUGCCUGUUGUCCGAUUUGCAAGGUGCCCAUGGAACAUCCUAAUUUGUCGGAGCAACUCACGAGUGUCAAGGCACUCUAUGAGGACGUUCGACGAAAGGCACUGAUGCGAUUAGAAUACGAGGGUUUGCACAAAGCUGAGGCGGUGAUUUCGCCGGGUGGUCGUUAUUAUCAGGAUCCAACUGCAUACGCAAUGGAUCGUUACGCUUAUUAUGUUUGUUAUAAAUGUCAAAAAGCCUAUUACGGCGGCGAAGCGAGAUGCGAUGUUCAACAGGGUGGCGAGUCGUUCGAUCCAACGGAACUUGUUUGCGGUGGGUGCAGCGAUGUUGCACGAGCUCAAAUGUGCCCAAAACACGGAACUGAUUUUCUCGAAUACAAAUGUCGUUAUUGUUGCUCAGUUGCUGUAUUCUUUUGUUUUGGAUCGACACACUUUUGUAAUAAUUGUCACGAUGAUUUUCAAAGAGUUACCAACAUUCCAAAAACACAAUUGCCAUUUUGUCCAGCGGGACCGAAGGGUAAACAACUGGAGGGAGAUGAAUGCCCUUUACACGUGAAACAUCCACCAACGGGCGAAGAGUUUGCUCUUGGCUGUGGAAUAUGCCGUAAUGCACAUACUUUUUAAAAAAAAUUGUCUUCAAAUGUUUAUUAAGAAAAAGAGAAGAGUCAAAUUUUCAAAUAUCACCUGAAAAUAUCUCUUUAAGAUUUAAUACUACUAGUCUAAUUAUGAGCAAACGGCAAAUGUGUAUGUCUGUGUGUGUUUUUUUUUCAAUAUUAAGAAUGAAGGAAAUGUCAACGGUGAUAUGUUGCCACACUAGAAAAUUUCAAAUGUUUUUUCAUUAAAUAAAUUUUUUUUCCUCUUACAAUUUAAAAAGGGAAAUGUAUUCUAGAACUUAAAGUAAAUGACGAAUGAUUAAAUGAAUGAUAUAUGUGAAAAUAUUCACCGUAUUUGGUGAACCGUCAAAAUAAGUGAGAAAAACCAUAUUGCAUUUGUUAUUAAGAAAAUUUAAAAUAAGAACGUUUUUAUCGAUAGUUUCUCGUAAGUUGUAGAAAAAAGAAAAAAAAAUAAGAGCUUUCUACAUUAAUGUAAGACUUAUCGAAAAAAAAGUAAUUCCGUUUCAAGGUGUCUAAUUAUCGCCUUUUUCCAAUGCGUUCUAGAAUUAUUAAUAAUAAUAUAAAUAAUAAAAAAUUAUUAAAAAAAAAAUAAAUAAAAGAGGCGAUUCCAAAGACACGAGAUGUGUAUUUUCGUGUUAAUAAUUAAAAAAAAAGGAAAAAAAUUCAAGUGUGUUACGUUAAUGCUGAUGGUUAGGAAAAAAAAGUCUAAUAGUAUGAAAGAAUUUUGCGCGAUGAUGUUAAGUGUACGUAUAACUAAAAAACAGUAAUACAAUCAAACGUACGUGUGAUUACUUAGAGUCUUUAAAUUAUUAAAAGUGACAGUAAUUUGUAAAUUUUUCAUGUUAUAAUCUAAUUUUGUAUUUUUGCUCAUAUCUUUUUAAUCGUUGCCGAGAUAAUUAUGUCGAUGAUAAUAAUAUUAACAACAAUUCAGCGUGUAAAAUUGCACGUUUAUUUUAAAAAAAUUAUUUAUUAUAUUCUACGUGAAAUUUUUUGUCCGUUACUAUUAUAUAUAAUUUGAGUACAUAAAAGAAAAUGUUCUUUUUGAUUUUGGGCACGUUUCUAAAUGUUUGUAAGCGUUUAUUUUCGUUUUAGUAUUUUGUAUUCAUUUUCUACGACUUGUAUUUCAGUUUGCCAUUAUACAAAAGACUUGAGAAAUAAUAAGUCUUUUAUUUUCUCCAAA